Molecule: messenger RNA, 1116 nt
Organism: Microplitis mediator
Lineage: Eukaryota; Metazoa; Arthropoda; Insecta; Hymenoptera; Braconidae
Product: homeobox protein 2-like
Exons: 3
Coding region: 311-991 (226 amino acids)
Source: RefSeq, a predicted model, not a curated record
CUGUCAUCAAGGAUUUUUAUUAGUUUUAUUAUAAUUUUUUUUUAUCGUUUUACUCUAAUUACUUUGUUGUACUUAAAUAAUAAAUAAAAAGUAUACAACGUGAAGAAAAUUGUUAAAAUUACGGUGAUCAAUCGCGAAAGCGACAAACCAGUGUAUUGGAACAUUCUUUUAACAAUAUAAAUAUAUGUCUAAGUAGACUUACUACUUAGUUGUUGUUAUUUAUUUAGUUCAAUCGUUGCAGUGACAUUGAACCGAGUGUUUAUAGCAAUAAUAUUAUUACUAUACAUUUUUGUUAUAUUUAUUAUAAAUAAUGAAGUCGAGAUCAAUUUUUUUAAUCAUGAUAAUUAAUAUUUUAAAUAUUCAAGCUGACGACGCAAAACACGUUCAUUUUAAAAUAUACAUCCCUGAAUUAAUAAAUCGUCAUAUUCAUACUAAAACAGUGUGGGUGUAUGUGCAUAGUCCUCCUCAUAAAAAAAAAAAUAAAAAUAAUUAUCCAAAAAAGCAUAAUUAUUAUAAUGAAAAUUAUAAUAUCUGGAGUACAUCAUAUGAAGAAAAUGAGGAAAAUUAUAAUAAACAACAAAAUCAAGGUGAACCUCCAUUUUACGAUGACUAUAAAGAAACAAUUACAGAUGAAAAUUCUGAAAGUGUCGAAGAAGAUCCAUCACCGGUGUCACCACCUCGAAUGAAUUUCGAAACAGGUGUUACUGGAUACUCAUAUCCACCUCAAUAUCAAAUUAAUCAUAAUAAUUUUAAUAAUAAUAAUAACAAUCAUGUCGACGACUCAUCAUACGAACGAGUUGAAUAUGAUCAGGGACAUCAUCAAGCUGGUAAAAUAAAAACUGGGCAUUUAUAUACCGACGAUGAAUAUAAUCAAUUUUAUAAUAAUAAACUUGAAGAAUCUUCUGCUGAAAAUAAUAUAAUUGAUAAUGCCUCUAACAAUAAAUUUAAAUAUCUUAGAAAUAAUAAUCUUAUUAAAUUACGUGCUGGUUAAUUUUAUUUUAUGUUUUUGUAUCGAUUUUUUUUUUUUUUUUAUAAUAAAUAUAUAAUAUUAAAAAAAAAACUAGAUUGAUUAAUAUAUAUCUAAUCAGAAAAUUAAUAACCUAAGUGGUUAGAAGA